UGUUGACUGAAAAACCAGAAAUACCCUCACCUCUGAAUCGGAAAUUUCACAAUGAAAACCUCUCUCCCCCUCUCCCCCCCUCUCUGUGUCUCUGUGUGAAUUUGUUGUAGCAUUGGUGUUUGGUUCCACCUGAAUUUGAAUAUACAUAUACGAUGUGGAGAAGAGUGGUCCCUACUCAGGUCCAAACCCUAGCUCCAUGGCGUCGACUCGCCCCCGGAAUCACCCGAUCCGUUCCCAUUUCCGGCGACACCACCACCACUCGAUCACUCACCUCCGCCUCAUCAUCCCCCCAUACGACGCCGUUUCAUCCAACCUUCACUUUCUCAUCUCACCAAGCUGCCACUGACUCCGACACUUUCCUUUCAAAGGGGAAGAAGAGGGUUGAAGAUGUAAUGCCGAUCGCCACUGGACACGAGCGUGAAGAACUUGAGGCUGAGCUUGAGGGGAGGAACAUUCUUGAGAUGAAUUAUCCGGUUGGACCUUUCGGAACCAAGGAAAGACCUGCUAUAGUUAAAUCUGUUUAUAACAAAAGAAUAGUUGGAUGCCCUGGUGGUGAGGGAGAAGAGGAGCACGAUGUCGUGUGGUUUUGGCUGGAGAAAGGCAAACCUCAUGAAUGCCCAGUCUGUUCUCAACAUUUCAAGCUUCAAGUAGUUGGCUCCGGCGGACCUCCGGACGGCCAUGGAGAUGAUGAUCAUCACUGAUAAAGCAUGAAUGCUUUUCUCUGUGGAAUAAAUUUUGGUUAGAUGUUGAGAACACAGUUUGUCAUACAGCAUAGCUUCAACCACUUUUUUUUUUUUGUUGUUGUUUCUGAUAUAUCCUUAGUUCUUGAGAAUAUGGUGUCCCACAAUGUUUUGGUCGGCAAUCUUUUGUUUCAUGGCCUGGUCAUCCAUGGACCUACUGGAUUUGUUUAACCUUCUUUAAUGCAUCAUCAAAUAAUUGAUGGCUACAUCUGAUGAUUCUUUUUGUCA
This is a messenger RNA of Cornus florida, 968 nucleotides long. RefSeq names its product cytochrome c oxidase subunit 5b-2, mitochondrial-like. Gene Ontology annotation, cellular component: mitochondrial envelope. Gene Ontology annotation, biological process: mitochondrial electron transport, cytochrome c to oxygen. Bases 153 to 701 code for a protein of 182 amino acids. The transcript is spliced from 6 exons. NCBI's taxonomy places the organism in Eukaryota, Viridiplantae, Streptophyta, Magnoliopsida, Cornales, Cornaceae. The record is from RefSeq and is a predicted model, not a curated record.